Glycine soja is the source of this 586-nucleotide messenger RNA. Its product is annotated as protein RADIALIS-like 1. The coding region runs from base 37 to 333 and encodes 98 amino acids. The record is from RefSeq and is a predicted model, not a curated record. NCBI's taxonomy places the organism in Eukaryota, Viridiplantae, Streptophyta, Magnoliopsida, Fabales, Fabaceae. The transcript has 2 exons. Gene Ontology annotation, molecular function: DNA-binding transcription factor activity.
GUAGCUCUGAUUAUUUACAUAUAUAGUGUUGUCUCAAUGGCCUCAAGCUCAGCUUGGACAACAAAGCAGAACAAAAAGUUUGAGAAUGCUUUGGCCAUCUACGACAGGGAUACCCCCGAUCGGUGGCAGAACUUGGCCAGGGCGGUGGGAGGUAAGACUGUGGAGGAAGUGAAAAGGCACUAUGAGAUGCUCGUUGAUGAUUUGAAGCAGAUUGAAGAAGGUCACGUGCCCUUGCCCAAUUACAGAAAUGCUGCUGCAACAGGAGGAGGCAGCAUCAGAGGUUAUAGUUACAUGGAUGAAGAACAAAGGAUGAAGGUUCUAAGCCUCCACUGAAGUAUAUGAAAGAGAGACAUGCAUAUUAGCUCAUUACCAGCCAAUCAAGCUAAGUGAAGAUUAAAAUGCAUGCUUGAUGCACACCUAGCUUGGUUCCAUCAUUCUAUGAUAACAAAAUCAAGUGUCAUUUAAUUUUGGUUGGUUUCUUAUUUUUCUGUAUAUGUCUUGUAUUGUAUCCAUGCCGUGUAAUCCUUAUAAAUGUAACAAUAAUUAAAUUAAAUUAUCUUGAGGACAUACCAACCUUUUGAUGGUA